Messenger RNA from Parnassius apollo (apollo), 852 nucleotides. The record is from the annotation of a GenBank genome assembly. NCBI's taxonomy places the organism in Eukaryota, Metazoa, Arthropoda, Insecta, Lepidoptera, Papilionidae.
AUGCCGCGAUUACUAGAAAGCGAAAUUACAAAGUAUUUAGAAACUCUUGAAGAUUCAGAAGAUGGCUUAGACGGCUCGGACUCCGAAGUAGAGGAUGAAGGUCACUAUUAUCAAACAGCUCGAGAUGUUCUUCAGUACCUUGAAAAUAGUGAUGAAGGUGAGAAUGCCCAGUCUGAUGAAGUGGAUGCUGAUCCUCCUCUCGUAAUUGACAACGAUCAAAAUAUGCCAGACCCUCCUAUUUUGGAAGCCGGAGAAGCAGUACCCCAGAGUAGAUCACAAGGGAUUUCUAAGCGACCUCUGGUUUGGCGAAAACGGAAUCUUGUUACUGCUGAAGACAGCCUUAUUUUUAGGGGAGAAACUCAGAUAACGGAAGCAUUGAUGUCUUGUAACACGCCAGGAUUCUAUGAGGAAAACGUGGCGACUGUGGAUGAUAUUGACGUAAGUGCUGUUGUGUGGAAAGAUAACAAGCCCGUUAACCUUCUUUCCACUUACGUAGGAGCAGAACCAGCAACCACAGUCACGCGCUUUGAUAAAUCGAAGAAAGAGAGAGUUGCUAUUCCAUGCCCCAAAGUCAUCAAGGAGUACAAUGCUCACAUGGGGGGCGUGGACGUUAUUAGAUUCAUUUAUAGGUCGUUAUCACAUCACAAUGAAGAGCCGCAAGUGGACCAUGCGCUUAUUUUAUCAUUUCCUGGACCUCGCAGUUAUAAAUUCAUGGGUUAUGUUCAAGAAGGAAAGUCGGAGAAUAAUAAAGUAUCGUCAGUCAAAGAACAGGGUGCACCGCGGGUAAAUGAGUUUGGCUCCGCUCCAGAGGUAGUUGUGGAACAAGAAUACAUUGAAUACAAACCACAGUAG